Molecule: messenger RNA, 2458 nt
Organism: Magallana angulata
Lineage: Eukaryota; Metazoa; Mollusca; Bivalvia; Ostreida; Ostreidae
Exons: 2
Coding region: 292-1386 (364 amino acids)
Source: RefSeq, a predicted model, not a curated record
UUUACGUGAUGCAUAAGCUCUCCUGGCUCAUCUGGCCGCGACGUAUAUAAGACUGUUUUAUACGAUUUACUUGAUACUAAUUGAGUUGUCAGUUUAGGUUUACGCAACAAUCUGUGCAGUGCAAUUUAAAAAUUCCUUUUCACUUGGACAGGUUUUGGAAUAAUUUAUUUAUUUUUUGUUAAACAGUUGUUAUGCGAUGUGAUUUAUUACAAUGGUAUGCACAAAAAGAAAUCUAACCAACCAUCGUCUUGAGAGCGUAACAAUCUGGAAUAUCGUUCUUAGAACAACAUCAUGGAGCAGCCCCUCGAUUUAAGUCAGAACAGCGACUCUACAAAACGAAACGAAUACGGCAUGGAUGUUGAGGAACCAAUAUGUCAAUAUCCCAACUGUUCUUGUCCCUUGAAACACAUCACCACCCUCGAGAGCCCAAAACACAGACAAAGUCCCCCCGGGACUGAACAGUACAUGCCGCAUUCCAGCGGCGUGGAAACGGCCUAUGAUGGAAUGAACUAUGACACUGGUCUCGGAAAAAGAACUUAUAUGGAUGAAUGUACAAAUAGUAAUUUCUAUCACCCUAAGAGACGAAAAAUAGAGAUGUACAAGCAGAGGAUAGCGCGGUCCACGUCCGAGAACAGUUUGACUGCGUACGACGAUCCCUACGCGACGCUGAGCGUCGACUAUCAGGGCUACGCUCCGAACGGAAGCAUACCGUACCCUAGUCAUGACAAAAAUGAACUAUUCUGCAAACCUAAAUCAAUUGGUGCAUCGACCACGGUUAUGGGGCAUGAAAUGCCGAUGGAGGGGAUGUAUCAGCCCAGCAGCGGCGAGGACGAAUAUCGCGAGAGAAGCUACAGCACAAGUCACAUUCAAAGAUUACCAAAGAAGCGUCAGUACGCUAAGCAGUACCCCCUAAACGCUCCCCCUCAGCAAAUGCCUGCACGUCCAUCGCAAGGCAAUGGUCACAUGAUAUCUCAGUCUCAACGCUACGCAUCUCAACGUAGCAAACCAGCGCCAAGCGCUACGGUGACCAGUGAGAAAGACGGGAAAGAAAACAACAAAGAAACAACGGUUAGUUCAAUAAAAGCGGACAUGAUACGGGAAAUCGACAAUUGCCCGGAUACAGACGACGUUGCGACAUUCCGGAAACAACUGUUUGAGAAUAUCCUAAAGAGUGCCAAACAAUCGCGCGAGAUGAAGCACAGCGGGAAAACCGGUGGCGGACUUGUGGCGUUGGAUUACUUAAUCUCCAAAAACGUGCUCCAUAGCGAGGAUAAACCAUUCAAAACUAGGAACAACCAUAUCCAGCAGAUUAUACGCGGGGAGAAGCCAGGCAAGCUAUGCUUGCUGGACAUAGUCGAAUUACAAGUGGAGAUAGGUUUAGCCUAGAUAGUCUCUUUGUAGAUUUUUUUUUUUUUUGGAAAUUAUAUUGACAAUCGUCUCAAUUUUACUGUGUAUUGAAUUUUACACACUUUAAUAAGAGUCAAAGAGGGGAGACAAUGUAGAAUAGGAUCUAAGAUGUCUGGUAGUACUGAAAGUACUCGCUAGAGAUAGAGUAAUUGAAUUUUUAUGUAGUGAAAAACAAACUAAAAUAGUUAAAAAAUAUAUAUUUAAAAUACAGGGACAAAUCCCUUUAUAGAAGGUUGAGUGUUGUAAACAAUAUAUUUAUUACAAAUGUUGUACAAAUUGAUGUUUGUGUUAUGAAAAGCUUAUAAAGUCGAAAUAACUGAGGAUGAAUAACAGUAUCAGAUGUGUGAAUAAUGGAUGUAUAUCACAAAACAUUAUUUUUUGUAGAAACAAUUUAAGUCAUACAAAUUCGGACAUGCCAAACCAUAUAUUCAUCUUCAAAUAAUUGUUUAUUCUCUGAAUACUUUUUAUACCCGAACACUAUCUAUAGUGUAACUUUUGAUUUCAGAAAUCUGGCGACAGAUCCAAAUUUAACAAGGAGCAUGCAUGAUAAGAAUGUUGUAAAUAACUUGUAUAACUGAAAACAUGUUCUCUUUAUAUAUUUUUGGAGUUUUAUACUUCCGGUGAGAAGUUAAUCGUCAGUACUUCGAGGCCAUUGAAGAAAUCCUAGCAAGAAAGGGACUUAAGUUAGAUUUAUAAUAAUAAAAAAAGUCAUCCCCCUCUCCUUCAAGUCCCAGUUUGCAUCGUGUAAAUGAGUGGAUUUUUUGCUUUUUGUUUCUCUCACGAAGUGGGAAUGCUUGUGGCGGUUUUCACAAAACCAAAAACAGCUUUACCAAGUUACAUAUAAUAUAGCCUGAUAUGAUGUCAUUUUGCAAUAUACGAUCUGUGAUGAAAGCGUCAUUAUAUAUUUCAUAACCCGGGGACUUUCAGGGGUAAGAAAGCGAAUGAAAGAAGGGAGGCUAAUUUGAUUCUGACGUCAUGCGUCAGAUUUUUAGCUUGCCAGUGUAUAUGGUGGUCAGAAAGACAUUCAGAGGCCAUGAUUUUGAUUUUUUUU